This is a messenger RNA of Paramecium sonneborni, 268 nucleotides long. The record is from the annotation of a GenBank genome assembly. NCBI's taxonomy places the organism in Eukaryota, Ciliophora, Oligohymenophorea, Peniculida, Parameciidae.
AUGAACGUAGAGGAGAGACCUGGAACAUCAUUUACGUCAAAGAGACAGGUUUAAACUGAAUAAAGAAAACGAUAAUAAAUGAAUUUAGGUACUUUGGAGACUGAGGAUAAAAGUGUAAGAGUAGUGGUGCUUAUUAUAGACAGGAAUGAAAAUUAGGCCAAUUACUCAAGAUCAAUAGAGAAACAGUUUGUAAUAGAAGAGAUAGAAGAUGAUUCCAUAGGCANAAUAGUUUUAUUUAUACCUUCACAUACGAAGUUUACAUAAUUGA